AGUGCUUUCCUGGUACCCUUUGGCUCUUCACACUUGAGUGGCGGUGCAUUCACUUCUUACUCAUUAUUUUGUCAAGGUCCCAACUAUUUGAUGUUCCUCAACGAAAUUAAUGUGUUUCCAAAGUUGUCUAAUUAAGAGUAGAAUCUCACAUGAAAGCUGCCCACUAUUAAUAAAUAUCUUUAAAGACGUUACGACUAAAAUGAGGAUGGAAAUGGUUCUUCCUCCAAAAAAUUGAACGCCUAUAAAUGCAUUCUCAUCAAUUCACCAACCCCUACCAUUAAAGAAAUCACAGCUAAUAUAACCCUCUCUGUUUCUUGUGCCCUCAUAAUAAAUACUACCUUUUUCACAUUGCCCCCUACCAACAGCCUAUAACACAUACAUUCACAAGAAAUCAUUAGUGUAAUACUACUAAGAAAUGAUGAAAACUCUACUUGUUGCUCUUUUUCUCCUCCAUCUAAUUUCACCAAUAAGCACAUCCUCCAGUGGCAUUGUCCGCACAUCUUGCGUGCACGCCAGUUAUCCGACAAUUUGCAUCAGAACACUCUCUUCCUACUCUGGUUCAGCCAUCAACACUCCACAAGAUUUAGCUGAAGCCGCUGUGAAAGUCAGCCUUUCCCGAGCCCAGAAAGCGUCCCGCUUCCUGUCGGAGUUGAAAGUGGAAAGCAAAAGAGAGAAAGGAGCAUUGAGUGAUUGUGUAGAACAGAUGGGAGACUCAGUGGAUGAGCUGAGGAAGAGUGUGUCAGAACUGAAGCAUCUCCGUAGAGGGAAUGCAUUCAAGUGGCAAAUGAGCAAUUUGGAGACUUGGGUCAGUGCUGCUUUGACAAAUGAAGACACAUGUCUUGAUGGGUUUAAGGAAAUUGAUGGCAAAAUUAGGUCUGAUGUGAAACGCAAGAUUACAAAUGUUGCUAGAGUUACUAGUAAUGCACUCUACCUCAUCAACCAACUUGAUGACUCUCCCAACAAAAGUCCUCAUCCUUGAUCAUUAAUUAAUUCCUUAAUUAACAUUACCAGGUUAGUUAAUUGGUUGUCCUUUUUCUUUUUUCUGUGGUAACUAUGUAUUUUAUAAGUUAAACCAGUAUUAUUAAUGGUGCAAUUGUAAUGUAAGAAUUGUCUAAAUUCCAGUA
Solanum dulcamara is the source of this 1124-nucleotide messenger RNA. RefSeq names its product pectinesterase inhibitor 3-like. Gene Ontology annotation, molecular function: enzyme inhibitor activity. Gene Ontology annotation, biological process: negative regulation of catalytic activity. Lineage: Eukaryota; Viridiplantae; Streptophyta; Magnoliopsida; Solanales; Solanaceae. The coding region runs from base 416 to 979 and encodes 187 amino acids. The transcript has a single exon. The record is from RefSeq and is a predicted model, not a curated record.